CUCUAUACACUCCGGUGUAGUAGGUGGCGGUAUGUGCGUUUCAAGGGUGUUUGUAAGCCGCCAUUACUCUAAAAGAAGGAGAUCCCAGUCUUCCGAUCCAUUAAACUCGCGCAGAGUUGAGUCGCUGCGCUUGUUUACGCGUCCAGCGAUUAUGUAAAUGAGGCCAGCGGCUGUAAACUGACUCGUGAGACCAGAAUAUUGUUCAUUCGCGAUGACUGGAAGAUUGUGGACACCCGAAGCGGAGGAGACGCUGAUCGAGCUCUGGCAGGAGUCUGCAUGUCUGUACGACAUUUCGUCCGCCGAUUACCACAACCGGGAGGAGAAGGACAAACGAUGGAAGGAGGUCGCCGAUGCGCUUCAGAUGCCCGCUUUGGCGGUGGCGACCAGGGUGGCGUCUCUGAGGACUCAAUAUUCCAGACUGAGGAAACCCAAACCCAACGGGAGUGAGAAGAAGCCCCUCACGAUGAGGCAGCGGUGGCUCCUGAGGGCCCUCGGCUUCCUGAAGCCACACAUCGUUCAUCGGCAAAGCGAGAACCCUCUGGGUUCUGAUAAAGUGGAGGAAACUGCAGACGAGUCGGAUGAAAUGGAGACGGACAAAGAAGUGGACAGUUUCGACUCCAUCAGCGUGUGUCUCUCCCCGAUGCCCGGCACUCCAGACACCGGCAUCCCCGAGGAAACUGCCUCGUACUCGCUGUCUCCCCGGAGCACAUCCGGCAAACGCACGCGCUCCUCCGAAUCCGACAUCGAGCUGCAGAAGCUGGAGGUGUUGAAGCAGAUGUCCGCUAAAGUCCUGGAGCACCCGUCUCCGGACGCCGCCGCCGUCUUCUCCAGCCAAGUGGCGAUGGAGUACCGUCUGCUGAGAGACCCCAGCGUCCAGAUGCGCGUCCGCCGGCAGAUCAUGGCUCUCCUCUACGAGGCACAGGAUUCAGAGAAACGUUCCCGGCAGUCCAAGAGACACGAGCAGAGAGAACUCAAAACUGAGGACGACGUUACUUGGAUUAACACUAAUAUAUAAGCUGAAAAAUAGUGUUGUUCUUGUGUUUUCUACAUUGUACUGAACUAUUUUCCUAGUGGAAGCUUUGAGAUAAUCUACAUGUAAGAUAAUAAAACUGUCCAACUCUUCA
Molecule: messenger RNA, 1124 nt
Organism: Sinocyclocheilus anshuiensis
Lineage: Eukaryota; Metazoa; Chordata; Actinopteri; Cypriniformes; Cyprinidae
Exons: 3
Coding region: 212-1015 (267 amino acids)
Biological process (GO): regulation of transcription by RNA polymerase II
Cellular component (GO): nucleus; transcription regulator complex
Source: RefSeq, a predicted model, not a curated record